UUUUUAGUCACAUUGCCUCAGGGCUGGAAAAACGACAGUCAGCUUCGAACAGUUUUCCAAAAAUCAAAGCAAGUCCAGGGCAAAAAAUCAAAAUGCCUUAUACGUCAAAAUCGGCUUAGUAGUAGUGUUCCCCAAAAAGAAUAAAAAAAAACAACCAGAAGUAAAAACAUCUCGCCAGUAAAAGCAAUUCCCAGUGGGAGAGACACUCAAAAAACAAUUCCAGAGGAGAAGAUAUCGACAUAGAAAUCCGGGGGCCACAAAGAUGGCCAACCAGCCGACGACAGCCACGGGUCGAGUCCGCAACACAUCGUUAAAUCUGGAAAACAAGCUAAUCGGCGGAAAGUAUCGCGUGGUGAAGCCCAUUGGAUCCGGCUCCUUCGGCGAUAUAUAUCUCGGGCUAAACGUUAAGGAUGGAGCCGAAGUGGCCAUUAAGGUGGAGUCGAACGAUGCCAAGUAUCCGCAGCUGAUGUACGAGGCUAAGGUGUACGAACAGCUGAUCCGCAGCCCGGGAUUCCCGGCACUGCUUCACUUUGGAUGCGAGAAGAACUACAAUGCCAUGGUUAUAGAGCUGUUGGGUCCGUCUCUCGAGGAGCUCUUCAAUGUGUGCAAGCGCCGAUUCUCGCUGAAGACCGUCCUUAUGCUGACCGAUCAGCUGCUGAUGCGAAUAGAGUGUGUCCACGAGCAUGGGUUCAUACAUCGCGACAUCAAGCCCGAUAACUUUCUAAUGGGUCUGGGCAACCACUGCAAUAAGCUGUACCUCAUUGAUUUCGGCCUGUCCAAGAGGUACAAGGACAUCGAGUCGGAGAUGCAUAUACCCUAUCGCAAGGACCGCAAUCUAACGGGCACCGUUCGCUAUGCCUCGAUAAAUGCCCAAAUGGGAGUGGAGCAAUCUCGCCGGGAUGACAUGGAGUCCUUGUGCUAUUGCAUGAUGUACUUCAAUCUGGGAAAGUUACCCUGGCAGGGUAUUACGGCCGCCAACAAGAAGCAGAAGUACGAGAAGAUACUGGAGAAGAAGAGGAGCGUUACGAUCCCGGAACUCUGCCAAGGCUUCCCCAACGAGUUUUGCCUGCUGAUGACCUACGUACGGAACCUUCGCUUCAAGGAGCCCCCGGAUCACGUCUAUCUCCGCCAGCUUUUCCGCAUACUUUUGCGCACGCUGAACCAUCAGUACGACUACAUAUACGAUUGGACACUGCUGCAGCAGCAAAAGGAUCAGCUGCGCAGUAACAGGGAUCGAGAACGGGAUCGGGAUCGGGAUGUGGAGCGGGAUCGUGAGCGUCGGCGUGAACGGGAGCGACAGAAGGAGCGGAUCAGAGAUCGCGAACAGGAUCGUCUGCUCAGAACUGCAACCCAACAGGCGGAUCGAUCUCAUGGCCAUCUGUCGAGCAGAUAUGAUCGCAUUGGCGAUGGGACCAUCAGCAAGCGAAAGUAAUACCAUCGACUGGCCAAGAAUACUAUCUGCAACAUAAAUAUAUCUAAAUUAUUCCCAUUUAAAAGUUUAGCGGUUCAUGUUGGGAGCCUACUUUUGAUUGUUUUAUUUCGCAAAUAUAAUUUUGAAUACAA
Molecule: messenger RNA, 1563 nt
Organism: Drosophila takahashii
Lineage: Eukaryota; Metazoa; Arthropoda; Insecta; Diptera; Drosophilidae
Product: casein kinase I
Biological process (GO): signal transduction; negative regulation of canonical Wnt signaling pathway; peptidyl-serine phosphorylation
Cellular component (GO): nucleus; cytoplasm
Molecular function (GO): protein serine/threonine kinase activity; ATP binding
Source: RefSeq, a predicted model, not a curated record